Messenger RNA from Postia placenta MAD-698-R-SB12, 1527 nucleotides. RefSeq lists its product as hypothetical. Gene Ontology annotation, molecular function: ATP binding; tRNA binding; phenylalanine-tRNA ligase activity. NCBI's taxonomy places the organism in Eukaryota, Fungi, Basidiomycota, Agaricomycetes, Polyporales, Adustoporiaceae. The record is from RefSeq and is a predicted model, not a curated record. Gene Ontology annotation, biological process: phenylalanyl-tRNA aminoacylation. Bases 1 to 1527 code for a protein of 508 amino acids. Gene Ontology annotation, cellular component: phenylalanine-tRNA ligase complex; cytoplasm; cytosol. The transcript has 9 exons.
AUGGCGGAAGCAAUCCAGCAGCUCGUACUAGACACCCUUGAUAAAUCAGGGAUCAUCCAGGAUACUCGGACGUUGGUCCUGCCAGGCCAGGCAGACGCAGCAGCAGACCAUGAAUCCCAGAUCGUCAUCUUGGGGGCUCUCAAUUCGCUUGCUAGUCGUGAUAUGAUCGCGUACACAACGCAAGAAACCACCUCUCAUGUCCUCACUCCCGAGGGUGCGCAAAUAGCCUUGGAGGGCUCUCAUGAGGCGCGAGUGUGGGCAGCACUGCCGCCGAAGGGGCAGGGUGCCGCUAUCACCUCGAAGCAGCUGGAGGCUGUCGUUGGCUCCGAAACGGCUAAGAUCGGCCAGGGUCGCGCGUUCAAGAACAAGUGGAUAGCCAAGGAGGGCGACGGUCUCGUGAAAGUUGCCGAAAGCGUCCAAGACGCCACACAACUGGAAAUGAGAGAAGUCGACUCGACAGGUACACUGAAAGCAGGCGAGAAGGCCCUGGCUGAGUUGCGGAAGCGCAAGCUCAUCGUGCAGAGUGGCUCGUGGAAGACGUCAACCUAUAAAAAGUACAACUUUGAAGCUGAAGGCUUGCCCCCUAAUGGUGGUGCUUUCCAUCCACUGCUCAAAGUGCGCGAAGAGAUCCGAAACAUCUUUUUGGAGAUGGGCUUCGCCGAGAUGCCCACAUCCUCCUUCGUUGAGUCAGGUUUCUGGUGCUUCGACGCGUUGUUCGUCCCGCAACAACAUCCUGCACGAGAAGUACAGGACACGUUCUAUCUCUCAGGCAAGCGGAAUCCGUCAACGUCUCUACCUCCCCCCGCUUCCUACUACUCCCGCGUAUCUAAGGUGCACGAGCACGGUGGCUAUGGUUCCAUGGGCUAUCGCGCCCCCUGGUCCGACGCCGAGACCCGUAAGCUCCUCCUGCGUACCCACACCACUGCAUCGUCCGCGUCGAUGCUCUACAAGCUGGCGGCAAAGUGCCGCGGCGAGGACACCGACGACUCUGUCAAUGAGCAGGCUGCGCACCCCGGUGCUUCGGCGAAAGACGGCGACGAUGGGUUCCGACCGGCGAAGCUCUUCAGCAUUGACCGCGUCUUCCGGAAUGAGACGAUGGACGCGACGCACCUGGCGGAGUUCCAUCAGGUCGAGGGGGUAGUGGCAGAUCGUGGGCUGACGCUCGCGGACCUCAUUGGCUUCAUGCGCGUGUUCUUCAAGAAAAUGGGCAUUGAGAACUUGAGGUUCAAGCCCGCGUACAACCCUUACACGGAGCCGUCCCUAGAAAUUUUCGCUUUCCACCCGCAACUUGGUAAGUGGGUCGAGGUCGGCAACAGCGGAAUGUUCCGACCUGAGAUGCUGGAGCCGAUGGGAUUCCCCAAGGACGUGCAUGCCUACAAUGAUUCGGUGCGUGGGGCGAUAGACCCUUCCCUGUCGGCUGCUCACGUCGCGUGUCUCCGCAGAUACGGCAUCAGCAACAUCCGGACGCUCGUGGGCCAUAAGGUAUCGAUAGAGGGAGUGGAAACGUCGCCUGCGGUCCGAUUCUGA